CCUCCCUCCCUUUCUUCCCUCCCUCCUUGGACUCCCCGCUGUGGUCGGGUUGGGCCAAAGCAGCCGAGCCGGAGGGCGCAGGCAAGGCAAGGCAAGGCGAGCCAGUCUCAGGGUUGCCAAGGCAGGGACUGGCUGGCGCCUGCGGGGGGACCCCCCCUCCCUGCUGCUGCUCCUCUUCCUCCUCCCCUCCCUCCCUCCGCACUCGUCGCCUAUUGAGAACAACCCAGCCGGCUCCUGAGGAGAGAAGAGCGAGGAGCGGGGGGGAAGACGCCCCCCCCGGCCCCUGGGCAGCAACAUGAGUGAGCAGAGCAUCUGCCAAGCACGGGCUGCUGUAAUGGUCUAUGAUGAUGCUAAUAAGAAGUGGGUACCAGCUGGUGGAUCUACUGGAUUUAGCAGAGUUCAUAUAUAUCACCAUACUGGCAACAAUACAUUUAGAGUAGUUGGCAGAAAGAUUCAGGAUCAUCAGGUGGUAAUAAAUUGUGCCAUUCCAAAAGGAUUGAAGUACAAUCAAGCAACACAGACGUUUCAUCAGUGGCGGGAUGCUAGACAAGUGUAUGGGCUCAACUUUGGCAGCAAAGAAGAUGCCAAUGUCUUCGCAAGUGCCAUGAUGCAUGCCUUAGAAGUGUUAAAUUCACAAGACUCUGGUCCAACGUUGCCUCGACAAAAUGCACAACUUCCCCCACAGGUGCAAAAUGGCCCAUCACAAGAAGACUUAGAAAUCCAGAGAAGGCAGCUGCAGGAGCAGCAACGGCAAAAGGAGUUGGAAAGGGAGCGGCUGGAACGCGACAGGCUGGAGCGCGAGAGGCUGGAGAGGGAAAGACUAGAACGAGAGCGACUGGAGCGCGAGAGGCUGGAGAAGGAGAGGCUGGAACGAGAGCGGCUAGAACAGGAGCACCUGGAGAGGGAGCGGCUGGAGAGGGAGCGGCAGGAGCGAGACCGGCAGGAGCGCCUAGAGAGAGAGAGGCAAGAGCGGGAAAGGCAGGAGCAGGAGAGAGCAGAAUGGGAAAGGCAAGAAAGGGAGCACCAGGACCAACUGGAAAGAGAGCAGCUGGAAUGGGAAAGAGAAAGAAAACUGUCAAGCGCUGCUCCAUCUUACGACAACUCCCCGUAUAGUACUUCACUUCCUGAAUACUCCAGUUGCCAGCCUCCUUCGGCACCACCUCCUUCAUAUGCUAAAGCAAUGUCAGACUCUACUCCGGAUUAUGCUAAUAUGACUUCUGCACAAUCGGUUUCCUCUCCCCCCACACCACCACUAAGGCACUCUGCGUCACGUUUUGCUACAUCUUUGGGCUCUGCCUUUCACCCUGUCCUUCCACAUUACGCCACAGUUCCUCGUCAAGUAAACAAAAGUUCUCGGCCACCUUCACCUGUGAACCCCCCAGCCCCUUUGCCCCCUAGUACCAAGUCCACUACUUGGUCUGCUUCUAGUUUUGCACCUCUUCCUCCUUCUCCACCUGUAAUGAUUAGCAGCCCACCAGGCAAAGCCACUGGCCCAAAGCCUGUUCUCCCCAUUCCAGUAACCGCUCAACUAUCCCAGUUGUCCCCAUCCCCUACUGCACCCAAUGGUCUUCCAGAACUGGCAAAUUAUCCAGCACCUUCACCACCUACCUCUGGUCCAACGCCGCCACCUUCCUUUCAGCCUCUCUCGCUCUCUGGACCUCAAGCUUCCUCUCCAAGUUCCCCUAAUGCCUCGACUCCCUCAUCCAAGCCUAGUGUUCUCCCUUCUCCCUCUGCAGCUCCCCCUGCCUCUGUUGAGAACUCUCUAAACUCUGUGCUGGGAGACUCCUCUGCUUCUGAGCCAGUCUUGCAGACAGCCUCUCAGCCGAUUGAACCUCCUCCGUCCCAGCAGGGUGUUAUCCAAGGACCACCUGCACCCCCACCCCCGCCCCCUCUCCCACCUGGCCCUGUCCAGUCACCACCAGCAGUCCCCCCUCCCCCUGGACCCCCUCCCCCUCCCCCUCUUCCACCAUCGGGGCCACCUCCCCCACCUCCUCCUCCCCUUCCUAACCAGGUUCCUCCCCCACCUCCGGCCCCUCCUCUGCCUCCCGCGGGUUUUUCCAUGGGAUCGAUGUAUGAAGACCACCGCCCUUUAACAGGACUAGCAGCUGCUCUUGCUGGAGCCAAACUCAGAAAAGUAUCGCGGAAUGAAGAUUCUCCUAAUACCAGUGGAGGAGCGAGCUCUGCUUCGCCCAAAACAGAUACUGGCCGUGGGAAUGGGCCGCUCCCGCUUGGAGGAAGUGGCUUAAUGGAAGAAAUGAGUGCCCUGCUGGCAAGAAGGAGACGAAUUGCAGAGAAGGGAUCAUCAGAAACAGAAACAAAGGAAGAAAAAAAUGAAGAACCAGAGCAUUCAGCUUCAAAGCCUCCUUCAACAAGCACACCUGAACUAACAAGAAAGCCUUGGGAAAGAACGAGUGCAAUGAAUGGAAGCAAGUCACCCAUUAUCUCGAGACCAAAAUCUGCAUCCUCUGGGCAACCCAGUACGAAUGGAGUACAGUCUGAAGGGCUAGACUAUGACAGAUUGAAACAGGAUAUUUUAGAUGAAAUGAGGAAGGAAUUAACAAAACUAAAAGAAGAGUUAAUUGAUGCAAUCCGGCAAGAACUGAGCAAGUCGAAUACAGCAUAGUAGGACUUAGCCGUUGUGACCACUGGUCUUGGCACAAAAUCGACAACAUUUUGCGAGCUGUUAGAAGAAAAUGGGGGGGAAAAAUACACUUGGAAGAAGGGCAAGAUUCUGAAAGCUUUCAGACAUCACUUCGGUAUACGAUUUCCCUUUGCUGCUGUUUUCUGACUUUAAACCUGGUGGAAAAUGUUCUUAAGUUGCGGUAACGAUUUAUGCAGAAAAUCCUACACCUGUCAGACGAGAUCACAGUGCAUUGAAAUGUUUUCAUUUCGAGAUGAAGCUGCACAUUCACAAAUCAUUAAGACUAAAAGAGAGAGAGAGAGAGAGGAGAAAAGCUUCGGAAGGCUUUUCAGAGAGGUUUUCUUAAUGAAGGAUUUAGCAAGUUAUACUGUUGUACAAAUGUAUCUCAGGUUAGUCUUCCUAUCAUAUGGGGUGUUUCCAUGAAUUAAAGAUCAAACAUGAAUUCGGUUCACAAAAUAAAGAACAGAUAAGAGUAUGUUGUAAAAUAACGAUGUUGGUGAAUGAGAGAUCUUCUAGGAUGUGAUGAUAUAUUGAGUUUUGGAAUCUUAUGAUAGGAAGCCUCUCUAGUUAGCCUUCGUUCAGUUUUGUAGGGAAAAAUGCAAAUGCUGUCCUGAGUAUAAAGAUGUAGAUGCCUUCCUAAAUUGUAAUGCUUUACCAAAUCUAAGACUUCUCCAGAAAAAGAAAUCAAUGGUCAAAUGUAAAUUGUUAGAGACUUACUGUAGGUUUUUGAGCUUUUAAGAUUUAUGCAUGUAGACAUUUUUGUAAUAUAACACAACCACAGAGUUGGCUUUUUAAUUUAAAACAUCAUUGCAUGCCACAAAUAUUAAGUAGCCUUUUUACAGUAAGGCCUAGUUAACGCCCAGGCAAAACUUGGGAGGUGUAGGGUUGGGGGGUAGGGUGACUUUUUUAUUUAAAAAAAUUUGUAUUAAUUACUGCACUAUUUUUCCUUAUAUUGCAUGCAUGUGUAAUAAUAAGGAAAAUGUUGUGACUUAUCAGUAACCAUGUUAAAUAGAAGCAGAUACUUAAUAAUUUUUUGUAUCAUUUUGUUUGUAUUUCAAAAUUAGUAAUGCUUCAGUAAGAGGUUUGGAAACCCUUAAGCAAUUUUGCUUCUUUUUCUUAACUUGGUAUAAAGUUAAGCAUCGUGAUUAAACUUAGAGGUAAU
This is a messenger RNA of Lacerta agilis (Sand lizard), 3803 nucleotides long. RefSeq names its product ENAH actin regulator (gene ENAH). The record is from RefSeq and is a predicted model, not a curated record. Gene Ontology annotation, molecular function: SH3 domain binding; profilin binding. The transcript is spliced from 14 exons. Bases 296 to 2623 code for a protein of 775 amino acids. Gene Ontology annotation, biological process: actin polymerization-dependent cell motility; axon guidance; actin polymerization or depolymerization. NCBI's taxonomy places the organism in Eukaryota, Metazoa, Chordata, Lepidosauria, Squamata, Lacertidae.